AGUGAUGCUUCCUGGCAUUCUAUCUCAACUAAUCUAUUUUCCAGUUUACCGUAUAAUUCUGUUGCAAGUUGGAGCAGGUCAUCUCCUUUCUUGUCUUCCCAAAGCAGAAAAUGUUGGAGCUCUUUGGCUUCCGUUGGGAACCCGCGCGCGCCAAACUGAUAUAGGAAAAAGUAACCGCCGGCUUGUCAUGAAAACACACGACAACACACAGGACACGUGGUUCAUGCGCUUACUGCUGGCCUUAGCUUCUUCAUCACGUUGGACUGAAGAAUCUUAGCACAUUUGUAAUUAUCAACCUCAU
This is a messenger RNA of Cylicocyclus nassatus, 301 nucleotides long. NCBI's taxonomy places the organism in Eukaryota, Metazoa, Nematoda, Chromadorea, Rhabditida, Strongylidae. The record is from the annotation of a GenBank genome assembly.